AUUUCGCGGGAAAUAGCUCGCUCUCUCUAUUGUUUGUUGAUCAUAUAGGAAAAAAGUUCAGGACAAUCUUAGAAAAUAAUAUUAAAGUUCUUGUGAAAAAAUGUCAUCCCCAGCUUCAACGCCAUCCAGACGACGAAGUAAAAGGGGAAGAACGUCAGAACCUGCCAGUCCAGCCACAGAAGAUGUGGAAAUGCCAAAAACACCUUCAAGAAGGAGUUCAAGAGCAACAACACCAUCCAGUAAAGGUAGUGCGAAGAAAAGAAGGGUAGAUGCCUCUCCUGGAAGUGAAUUGGCUCCUAUGCCGUCAUCCCCUCCCUCUGGUGUACGAGAUGAAUCUCUGUUUUCAAGUCCUAAGGGUGGAAUUCCCACAAGUGAAAUUGAUUUGAGUUCACCAUUGAAUUAUGGAACGCCAAGUUCAAGAGGACCUAUCACACCUCGUACCCCAGGUUUGGGUGCUACACCAAUUCGACAACGGCCAGAUAUUAGAUCUACUAAAAAGAUGAAACAAGUAGCUAUUGGUGGAUCAGAUCCAUCGGAACCAACUAAAGUAACAAGUGAAAUAAGCAGUGAUCCUAAUGCAGGACCACAGUUAGUAAUUUGGGGUACUGAUGUAGUUGUUAGUCAAUGUAAAGAGAAAUUUAGAAGAUUUAUUAGUAAAUAUAUAGACAGACAGAGUGUAGCUGAUGAUGAACAGUUUGAAGGAAUGGAUAUCAGUGAACCAUAUUAUUUACAGAGAUUAGACGAGAUUCAUGUAAUAGGUGAACCAUUCUUAAACAUCAACUGUUCUCAUCUUCGUGAAUUUGACCCUGAUUUAUACAGACAACUCGUCAGCUACCCACAAGAAGUGAUUCCAGCAUUUGAUAUGGCUAUUAACGAAAUGUUCUUUGACCGAUUCCCUGAUACUGUUUUAGAACAUCAAGUUCAGAUUCGUACUUUCAAUGCUGAGAAGACCAAAAAUAUGAGAGCUUUGAACCCUGAAGAUAUUGAUAGAUUGAUUACUAUUGGUGGAAUGGUAAUUAGAUUAUCUCCCUUGAUUCCUGAAAUGAGGGAAGCUUUCUUUCAAUGUCAUGUUUGUGCUUUUCCUGCUACAGUAGAGAUUGAUAGAGGAAGGAUUGCUGAACCUACUCUAUGUUCUAACUGUAACACCAAUCAUUCUUUCACAAUGAUCCACAAUCGAUCACAAUUCAGUGAUAAACAGAUGAUCAAAUUACAAGAAUCACCAGAUGAUAUGCCACCAGGACAGACUCCUCAUACAGUAAUAGUUUAUGCUCAUAAUGAUCUGGUAGAUAAAGUACAACCUGGAGAUAGAGUUACUGUAACUGGUAUAUACAGAGCUACACCAUUACGUGUUAAUCCUAGGAUGAGAAACGUCAAAUCAGUUUAUAAAACACAUAUUGAUGUCAUCCAUUUCCGUAAAGUUGAUGAUAAAAGAUUACGUGAAUCUUCUGAUGAAGGUGAUGAAAGUAAAGAAGUAAUGAAAAUGAGUGAAGAAAGAGUAGAAAUGAUUAAAACGUUAUCGAAGAAACCAGAAAUCUAUCAACAACUAGCUAGAGCUAUAGCACCUAGUAUCUAUGAAAACGAUGACAUCAAGAAGGGAAUUUUGUUACAAUUAUUUGGUGGAAAUAGAAAAGAUUUCACUAGUUCUGGAAGGGGUAAUUUUAGAUCUGAAAUUAAUAUUUUACUGUGUGGUGAUCCUGGUACUAGUAAAUCUCAGUUAUUACAAUAUGUCUUUAACUUGGUACCUAGAGGACAAUAUACAUCUGGUAAAGGUUCCAGUGCUGUUGGUUUAACAGCUUAUGUUACUAAAGAUCCUGAAACAAGACAAUUAGUUCUUCAAACUGGUGCUUUAGUAUUGAGUGAUAAUGGUGUUUGUUGUAUUGAUGAAUUUGAUAAAAUGAACGACAGUACUAGAUCUAUAUUACAUGAAGUUAUGGAACAACAAACUCUGUCAAUAGCUAAAGCUGGUAUUAUUUGUUCCCUGAAUGCCAGAACUUCUAUCUUAGCUGCUGCCAAUCCUGUAGAAUCUCAGUGGAAUAAAAAUAGAACUAUCACUGAAAAUAUUCAGCUACCACAUACAUUGUUAUCAAGAUUUGAUUUGAUAUUUAUUGUAUUGGAUCCACAAGAUGAGUUGUAUGACAGACGUCUAGCCGGCCAUCUUGUAUCGUUAUAUUUCCGAAGUGAAAAGGAGGCAGAGGAAGAACAACUCGAUAUGGGAAUAUUAAGGGACUAUAUAACCUAUGCUAAAGCUGAAAUUCAUCCUAAGAUAAGUGAAGAUGCCAGCCAAGCCUUUAUUCAGGCCUAUGUUGAAAUGAGACAAGUUGGAAGUAGUCGUGGUCAAGUCUCCGCCUAUCCUAGACAACUAGAAUCAUUGAUCAGAUUAGCUGAGGCUCAUGCUAGAAUGAGAUUAUCAGAUACAGUGGAAGUUGCUGAUGUUGAAGAAGCUAGAAGGUUGUAUAAAGAAGCUUUAAAACAAGCAGCAGUAGAUCCAUCAACUGGUAAAAUAGAUAUUACUAUAUUAACUACUGGCAUCAGUGGUGCUGCUAGAAAACGUAAAGCAGAGGUUGCCCAGUCUCUUAAAAAACUUAUCACUGAGAAAGGAAAAGUACCUACACUGAAAUAUCAGCCGUUAUAUGAACAAUUCCGAGAAAGAUCUGACUUCCCUGUAACUAAAGAUAUGUUUGAUGAUGCACUAAAAGAAUUACAAGAUGAAGAUUAUUUGAUAGUUACUAAUAAAGUUAUCAGAUUAUGUUAAAUGUGGUGAAGUUUCUUGUGUUGUAAAUUAUUUGGUGGUACAAAUAUUAAUCUUGUAUAAAAAUGUAAUUUUUAUGAAGUAACGAGUGCUGUUAAUAAAAUGUGCUAAAUUCUGAAUAGCCUCGUGUAUAUGAAAUAUUUUAAUGUAUAUAUUAAGGAUCUCAGUUUUGUCAUUCUAUAUUAUUAGUCUUGACAAUAUUUUUGGGAUGUGGCAGAAAUAAACAAGGGCCCACCAUUGCAGUUAGUUGAAGUAAUAUUGAAAAUUGUUCAGGUACUACUUGUGUUCAAGGUUUGAAUUGGUCCAGAACAUUUUUGCCUUACUAUCCAAGUUAUCUAUGUAAAUAUGUAUAUAUAUUUUGAGAAGAUACCAAGUGUUUACUUGUGUUCAAUUGAUACCAGUCUUGCAUUUAUUACAGACAUUUAUAACAAUAUCAGCAUUUCACUGCCUUGCUGUAUAUUGAGUAGAUCUAGAUUAUCUUUCUAUUAUUGUAUUGAAUUUAUUUGUACAAAAUACACAAAUUACAU
Molecule: messenger RNA, 3276 nt
Organism: Lottia gigantea (owl limpet)
Lineage: Eukaryota; Metazoa; Mollusca; Gastropoda; Lottiidae
Exons: 16
Coding region: 101-2752 (883 amino acids)
Biological process (GO): double-strand break repair via break-induced replication; DNA replication; DNA strand elongation involved in DNA replication
Cellular component (GO): nucleus; MCM complex
Molecular function (GO): ATP binding; ATP hydrolysis activity; single-stranded DNA binding
Source: RefSeq, a predicted model, not a curated record